UGCCACUAUACCAGCAUCAUCUCAAGAGUGAGAGCCCUGACCUGAACCUGGACCUAAACAUUUCGCAUUGCUCCUGGUCUGGUGGACGCCAUGGAGCAGGGGAAGAAGAAGCAGACGGGGAGGCUGCAGAAGGUCCUGAGGGAGCAGAAGGCCAGGCUCUACAUCAUCCGCCGCUGCGUCGUCAUGCUUCUCUGCUGGAGCGACUGAUCUAGGGCCAGGCUCAUCAGAAGCACGGCCACAAUGUGCCUUCCCUUCAUUAAUUCUCUCCUGCUUUCCUCCCCAUGUUUUUUUUUUCACA
This is a messenger RNA of Hordeum vulgare subsp. vulgare (domesticated barley), 298 nucleotides long. Its product is annotated as small polypeptide DEVIL 2-like. Gene Ontology annotation, biological process: negative regulation of cell population proliferation. The transcript has a single exon. The coding region runs from base 91 to 207 and encodes 38 amino acids. The record is from RefSeq and is a predicted model, not a curated record. Lineage: Eukaryota; Viridiplantae; Streptophyta; Magnoliopsida; Poales; Poaceae.